Molecule: messenger RNA, 7016 nt
Organism: Gigantopelta aegis
Lineage: Eukaryota; Metazoa; Mollusca; Gastropoda; Neomphalida; Peltospiridae
Product: nuclear protein MDM1-like
Exons: 18
Coding region: 194-2488 (764 amino acids)
Biological process (GO): negative regulation of centriole replication
Molecular function (GO): microtubule binding
Source: RefSeq, a predicted model, not a curated record
GAAAUGCCUGUUAAGUUUAAGGGCACUUCUGACUACAAAAGAAACUUCAAGUGGCUUGAUUCUUUCAGAGAUAAACAUUUUGUUCCAAAGCCAGAACAGGCAGCAAGAUCAGCAGGAUUUGAUUCUGUCUUUGCCUAAUAUUUGUGAUUCAUCAUCAGUGUUGUGAACCAUACAUUAAGAAUCUGAGUCCAGUAUGGUCGACGUGGAAUCUUUCAAAAUAGCCAAGACCUGUGAGCCAUCUUUUCAACAUAAAAAGCGCGUGGAUGGGCCCCCGGUUUCCUACUCCCUUGAUUUCUACUGUAGCGGAGCCGGGGAAGACGAAUAUGCUCUUCUCGGACAGCAGGAUAAAUUUGCUCCCAAUGUUCAGUAUCGGCCUCGUCGCAGUGCCACCAAUUUCAAAAACCUGCAGCAACGCGAGGCUUCCCCUCCAAAACAACAGAAGUUGGAGAAAAGAUGUCACACGAAAGAAAAUAAGCAUAAGCCUGCACCCGUUGUUGAUACAUUGAAAUUCACAGAACUCGAUAAACCGAAGAAGUCCUCCAAGAAAACAAAGAAAGCAUCCAAUGUAUCCGUCCAGAAGAAUUCCGAGGAUUCGGAACAGCUGGUGACACCUCUUGCACCGAGGAAACCUAAAAACAUGCAGGCUCCGGAACUAAAAGCUGCCCUGAAGGACAAGAACCUGAGCGAUGUCCUGGGCGAGAAGCUUGCCAAGACAAAGGACAACAACAUGAAUGCGUUCGUUCAGACUGACAUGGCUAAAGGUGUCGCUCAGUCGGCCCAAGAGGCUCCAGCCGAGUACGCCAUGAAAUACAAGGCGGGUAUUGUACCUCCUCGACCUGGCAAGAAGAUGACGGAGUACCAGCGCGAGUUCGAGUGGAAGAACGGUAUCAAGUCGUCCCCUCUUCUGGCAGCUCAAGAUAUGUUGUACAAAGACCAAGUAGGACCUGGGAACGUUGCCAGUCUUCCAAAGACUACAGAGUAUACAGCUCAGUUCAAACCGUGGAUGUCUAUCAGCGUGGACGCACCCAAGUCACAGCCGGUGUCUGGAGAUCAACAGAAAAGAAAAACAAAGGUUAAAAGAAGCAAAAGUGUUGGAGCUCAACUAUCGCACGCAGUUGCUGACGACAAGCAGUACAACUCGGAACCUGACCAAGAAUCUCAACCAGUCCCCAACCCACUGCCGCAUCAUGGAAAACUCAGGAAAGUGACCACGGAAUACAGGUCUAAUUUUAAAUCUCCACUGAAGUGCACUUACAGCAAAGGGGCUUGGAAAGGAGCAGAUCCUCCACAGCUCUUCCCACAGAAGAAUGAAAACGUAACGGACAGUAACAAUAAUCAGGAUCGCAAGGUGUCGAGCUGGUUCACGGAGGUGCUCGAGCUGCGUGAGAAGGCUGCUGAGUACAAGAAGCGAGCCCAGGGCACGCACUUCUCCCGGGAACACCUCGUCCAGCUCCUCGCCAAACAGACCAACUGCUGGGACGACCCACCCACCCACCGCACCUCCAGCACACUGUCAGCCCUGUCGCUAGACUCUGGGCCAGGAUCCAUUGAACAGCGGAUGAAGAAGAAAGGAAAGUUAAAAAAUACAAAAGUGGUGGAAGAUUUUGACUCCUGUAAGGCCACUAUGGCAGAUUCAGUAACUGAGCUAGAUGACGAAAGUUCUGUCCGUCGAAUAUCUUCGUGGGAGGAGAGGGCGGGAAAGAAGGAGAAGUUAACCGAGACAAAACAAGUCGAUAAUGUUGACUCUGAUAAGUUCUCGGUUGCCGACUCGGUCUCUCAGGGGGAGCCUGAUGAAGUCUGCCUCGAUGAAAACACAGCCGGUGAAGGGAGUGCUGCCGACAUACUAGAACGAGAAAACGACGAUGAUGCCAGUACCAUUACACCCGAUGAGUACCUCGGACGGCUGCCCACACCACAGCUGAGAAGUGUCAACAAACCUUUUAAGAAAGUCCGACAUCAUCUUGCCCGUACAACUCCUGCUGUCGGAGGAGCCAUUUUGACCUCACCACCUCCACAGAAGGCUGUAUCAGCAUGGUCAGCUGACAGCGAUGACAGUGAAGAGUGCCGAAAAGUUGGACGGGCGUACCAGUUGAGAAAGCUGAAUCCGUCACCAACGUGUGGAAUGCCAUCGAGAGAUACUCACUGCCUCAGAGAUGAUUUCGCAAUGUCAGAUAGGCCCCUCAGAACACAUUAUGUACACAGUCCGGUGAAGGACUUGUCCGAAGAAAGUGGCAGCGAGGAGGAAACUCGCCAUUCCCGGAAGAAAGUCCGAGAUAAGCCUCAUUUUAUUCCUGGAACUAUCAAAGAACAAAUGGGUGAAACCUACAACAGACCGAACUUCCUUGACCAAGCUGCUGAGAAAGAUGAUGAUGUUCUCUCUAUCUCUGUCCGGUCGGUUGCCUCCAGCUGCUCGCUGGCGUCUGAUGUGUACGAGAGAUCUAAACAGCGACGCGACAACUUCUGGUCUAAAGGUGUAGCCACCAAGUGAACUACAUCUAAUGAGAAGCAGAACAACUUCUGGUCUAAAAGACCAAACUGCUAGAUGUUACAAAGGGACAGGACAACUUUCGGUCUAAAGGCUUAGCAGUUGAAGGAUAUGCACGCAGACUUAUUUUUAUAGAUAUAACAUGGAUUAAAAUAAUGCAGCUAAUUUGUUUAAUGUAACAGAUGCAAAAUUUUCACAAAAUCUCAAGAUUCCGUCCAUAUUUGAUAUUUGUUAUAGGAUUUUAUUAAAUUGUUAGUGGAUUGAGUUACUGUAAGCAAAAUUACAACUUUUUACAAAGUAUAAUUAGUAUUAGACUAGAUUGAUAUGCACUAUUUGUUGUUGUUAAGUAUAUUUUAUUAGUUACUUGGUAGACUAAAGCAUAUUCGAUGGAAUAGUGAUGAAAUAAUGUUGUACCUUAAUUUCUUGUGUAUUGCCCACCGGCUAUAUGUUUUUAAACAUUGAAAUUACCCCCAUGCAGCUUAUCUUACAGCUGUGGGAUAUACGACCCAUUUUGUUUUACACAAAAGCUUGUGAGAUAUUCUUGCUAUCUACUAUCUCCAGCCCAGUUCAUAACUUCCCCAUACAAAGCUCUGCACCCUGUUUUUUGUAACUGUGCAUACAUAAUGAUACCAAUUCAAUCAUAGCAAUUCAAAGGUGAAAACAACUCACUAAUUGGGGGAAUGGGGUCUGAAGGGACAAUCUGAUGUUCUAUGUGCAGCAAACAAUACACAAAAUAUUACAGUAGUGUGAAAUCAUAGCUUGCUCUUGUAUUUAAUUUUCUUCUGGUAUUGUUAUGUCGCCUAAUAUAAGAAGAAUAUUAUACUGUUGACAAACCUCAUUUCAGGUGGUCUCAUAUUACACUUUUAAAUCCUUUAGUCUUUGCUUCCUGAAUUUUAACAUUUGUCAGUCCAUUUAUAUACUAUUUCACUUGAUGAAUUGUCAUCAUCCAUCAGUGAUAUCUUAUUUGCUUGAUACUUACAUUUUAAAAUUAGGAAUAGAUCUCAUUGUAUAAUACACUAAGUUACUACAUUUUAAAAAUCUUAACUAACCGUCCUGAGUUUGUAACCAUUCAAAUAGACAGUGGAUCAAUCUACUCAUUGGCAAAUAUAACUAUCUUUGAAAGGACUAUCCAAAGGUUGUAAGAUGGACAGUCGAUUAUCCUGCUCAAAAGUAAUACAUUUAGGUAAUAAAACCUAGUGUUGUACCAAUAAAUACACUGAAGAUUCAUUUCAACCCAGUUAUUUCAAAUGUUGUUAAAUGGUUACAAAAAAUAAAGAUUGUUACGUAUUAAAUUAAUAUUGGCAAAAAUCCAUAUUGCUACAAGAAACAUUAGGAUGAGCAUAAAUGAAUUGAAUAUAGAGAUAUUUUUAAGUACGAAGAUCAAUUAAUAAUUUUAAAGGAUUCAAAUAGACAGUUGCCACAUGUUACAUUCGCUACAGACAUUGGAUAGUCCCUUUAAAACAUUCUGAUUUUUUUUUUUUAAUUUACAAUUAAACAAAUUGAUGUGCUACAAGCAACUUGAUUCUUUUGUCACUGAUACAAGCAUUCUGUGAUAUUAUUUGUUAAUGUGUGUUUUCUGUAAUAAUAUCAAAAGUGCUUAGAUAGGAAAUCAUUUAAAUGUUUAUUUUCAGUGAAAUGUCUAUAAUUAUAUAUAAUUCUUUUGUUGUUGGGGUAUUUUAAUUUUUUUUUUACAAAAAUAUCUUUCAUGCCCUAUUACCCUACACAAACAGAAAGAAAUGUUUUAUUUAACAACGAACUCAACACAGUUUAUUUACUGUUAUAUGAUACACUAAAACAUGUCAAAACUGUAUGGUCCCAAGAAGAUCCAGUUUUGGCAGGUUGUGGUUAUUGUUGUUUUCAACAUUUGUCAACAUGCUUUUUAUUAUGUGGUAUAAUACACUUAUUUUUUGCACAGACCAAAUUUUAAAACUGAUCAUAGAUGAUUAUGCAAGUACAAAGUUGUCGCAUUUCAUUUUGAUUAGGUUAUUUUAUUUAUAAUUGAUAUUGUUCACAAACUGCCACAGAAGACUUCCCACCAACAAAAUAAUUCUAGAAUGGAGUCUUCAAUUAUCUACAUGGCAGUAUUUUUAUCUAGGGCUAAAAAUAACCCUUGUUCUUUUAAUCCUGUGUACAAUUGGUGGAAUGUAUGUACAACAUUAUGAUUUAGCAUUGUUGUCUGAGCAUGGAAUGUACAACAUUAUGAUUUAACAUUGUUGUUGGAGCACAUAAAAUAAUGUGCAUUUCAAGUAAAGUUUUAAUGAGGUUAGUUUUUAUAUAUGAAAUCAUCAAAAGGAGUUCAUUUACACCCACCCCCAAACCUACCCUGGUUAAAGAUAGCAUGAUAAAAGUGAAGCUUGGUCUUUCUUCCAUUACUGAUUUUAAACAACCCAGGUUAACAUUUUGCUUCACAUUUUAGCUAUGGUACACUUUUUUUUAAUUGUGUAGAUAUUUGUCCUUUGUUAGAAAUGUUUGUUUACAUGGGGCAAAUCAGCACCUAUUAAAAACAACGGUAGGUAGGUACAAAGUGUGGGAAAUAGUUAAUAGAAGGGUGGCUGAGAGACAUUGAUUCAAAAGCAUCCUUAGCAAAUGUUUCUGCACAGUAUUUUUAGGCUAUUUUUCAUAAGGCUAUGGAAAUAUUCGGUCCUGUUUGAGAAAUUUCAUGUAAAAGAUUCUUGCUGAAAAUCAUGUGAUAGAAUUACCAAACAUUUGACAUGAUUCAUCCAUACAAACUUUUUAAUGUUAUUUUUAUAGUGUAAGAGAAAUGUUUUGUGGGGUUUUUUUUUGUAAUUUCUGUAUGCAUAGGCAUUAGAAUCAGGGGUCGGGAAAGGCCACUGCUCCAUUCCCAGUUAAAGCCAAGAUGGCCACAAUGUCUCCAACCCCACCCUCCUAGUUGGGACAGUUUCCAAAACCUGUGCUGUGUCUGUGUAGUAUGUGUGUUUUUUACUUAUUAGAUGUUAUAUUUGGAUUGUUUAGACCGUAGGGAACACAUGUUUUAGUGCAAAUUUAAUCUUACUUCUUAGUCUUUUGUAAAACAUACCAUUAUAUUUUUACUGUGUUGCAAGUAGUUGUAAUUUGGGGUGCAAAAUGUUUAUAUUUGUUGCAUGAAGAAAAUGUUUUAAAAUAAUUAUUGCUGUACUUUUUUAAACGUAACUUCUUGUUUUAACUAGAACUGAAGUGCAUUAUGAACACAAAUAUUAAAUAUACCUGUAUGCAGCUCUACAUUGUUAGUGAACAGUAAUUGUAUGUUAUAGCAAUCGCAGUUUUGACAUGUUAGAAAAAUGUAUUCAUAAUGUCUGAGAAUGCACCCAACAUCUUUGAUUAAAAGCAAAAAGGUUAAUAGGAGCCUCACAAAUAGCUAUAUAUUUCCAUUAUCAGUAUUAUUUUCAUUAUGGCUCCCCUAGUUUAAAAUUGUUUCAAACAGGCUUGUUAUAACAUGGCUCGAUGAGUUAUACAGUUGCAUCAUAUUUUGUUUAAACUUGCUGUUGGUGCAUAAAAUAGUGUUUGAGGAGUUACAUCAGGGGUGGGAAUUCUCCUCGGAUCAGCUCUUUUCCUCUCAUGGAAUAUUGCGUUUCCUCGCAUUUUAAUCGUCCUUUCCUCCAAAAUGUGUCACAUGGCACAGAUUUUAACCUAGGAUUUCAAGAAUUUCUGGGACCCCUCUAGAUUUCCUCUUUUUUUACAGUUCACCAAUUCCCACCCCUGUUACAUUCAGACUCGAACUGAAAAUGUUCAUAUUGAUCAUAUUUGCACUCAUAAUGUAUUUUAAGUCAGUUGUUUUGUCCUAAUUUAUUUGUUGUGUUAUAAUAUGGGCAAGCAACCUUUAUUCUGUAAUGCUUUAACAGUAACUUCCUGAACUUUAAUAUCUGUCUUCAGACCUGGUCUGGAAAACAACUGAGGGGAGUUCAUGAUUAAUUGUUUCUCUAACUUAGAUUAUAAGGACCCAUGUAAGAUAUUACCAUAUUGACACCAUACAACUUCACAUGCUAAGGGGAGCUAAAAAUAACUCUCCUAGAACUAGGCUCAGGAGAGUAAUGGUGAGCGAGAGUGAUAGCUCCCCUUACAUGAUGAGGCCUGAAUAUUACUUGGUUGUCUCCUCUGAAGAUAUUAUUUCAUCAGUUCUGCACUGCAUAACAAAUCUACUCGGGGUAUUUUAAUAAAAUAUAAAAAGCUAUUGUAUACAAAUAAUUAUUGAAGUAGGUUUUGUGGGGGAAAUAGAUUGAAGGUAAAAAUCAAUGACGUGUAAAAAUCAAAUGAUUUUUAAAAUUGUAUUUAUUAAAACUAGAUACAUAUUGUACACAAUGUCAGUAUAUACAUGUAUUAAAACAAUAAUUUAGACAGUCGUUUACUCGUCAUAUUUUAAUUUCUGAGAUUAAUCAUAAUGUAAUGAGGUUUUUUAAAACUGUCCACAAAAAAUGUGCCUUGUUUUUAUUUUUGUAUUAGCUGACAGUUUAUAUAUUGUUAAGAAAUAAAGGUGUUUGUUUUUAUUAUUAUAUUGUAUACAUCUGUCGGUUCUGUAAUAAAAUUACUUAAAUGA